AUGAAGGCGCUUUCCGGCGUUGACUUAAACGCCGUGCUCUUCUAUUUUUCCAUUAUUGAGUUGGUUGUUGCCGUCCUGACGGCAGUCCUGAACAUGUAUUUCACAGUGCGAAUUAGUCAGUUGUCAACGAUCAGCCCGAACUUGAGGACAAUCAUGGUGAGUGUUAGUUUGAAUUUGUUGAUUGCAAGCCCCCACAAAGGGUGGAACCGAAAUGAAACGCUGUCAACUUGUUGCUUAAAAGACGAUUUUUGGCUGGCUGCGUCAGCGGUGGACAUAGGAAAAAAUCGAUUUUGAGUUUUUUGCAUAGAAAUGACCGUCGGCAUGUUCUAGGGAAAAGCGAACAACAAAAUAUGUUACAGUAAUCUGAAAGGCUUAAUUUUCAAAAAAAAAUGAAUUCCCAAUGGUCGAAAACGUAUACAAACAAAAUUUUGGGUGAUUUGCUCUUUCUAUGACGUCACCAGGUCGAAAAUUCCAAAAAAGACAAACUUAAGCAAAUUUAUGCCCUCCGGGCAAAACUGAGAAAAACUGUUGUUCGCUUUUCCUUCGCACAUGUCGACGGUCAUUUUUAUGAAAAAACAUGAAAUUCGGGUUUUUAAAUUAAAAAAAUUUAAACUAAUUGUUCCUUUUCAAAAUGAAUGAUAUUGCUUGAUUGUUUGUUGUUAGAUUCUGACACACUUUCUCCCAGUGCAAGCGCAGGAUAUCAUGCGUUGGCACAAAAAUUGUCGCACAAUGGAAUUUUGACUUCAUAAGAAAGGAAGUCGGUUUUUUCAGCCUGCCAAACCUGAAUUUGGGCUUACGCAACGGAAAUGAUCCAUUGCCAAAAAACGUAACCAUUUUCUAUCCGGGAAGUGUCAAAAAAUGUAGUAAAAUGCCUCUUUCCAACUAAAAAGACUCCGUUUUGAAGGGGGCGCCCUUCAAAACGGUCCGCCACUGUAGCCUUUUUGACUUCUUUUGAGCGACUUUUCUAGACUUGAAUUUAAACUUGAACUUGAACCGAAGGUUUUCAAAACACCGAACUUGAACUAGCUUAUGAUCUUAUAUGAAAAACAAUUUGAUUUUGCCGCGACGCAAUUCAUUUCCCGGCGAUGAUGUGAUUUUCGAUGCGACAAGUGCACAAAAUUUUUUCCCGACAGACUGAUAAAAUUAGCCCACUUUGCAGACAAUCCAAACAAUAGUGGCGUCAGUACUGCCAUUCCUUCACUUCACCGCAACUCAAAUGCCCGAAACUCUCUACAGUUUCGAGAAUGGAAAUUACAUUACGGGAACAGUCUUUUACGCCGUCAUGAUAUGCAAUCAAAUCAUCGUGGUACUAUUUGAAGGCAAAUAUCUGCUGAUCGCAUUGGAGAGAUGUGUUGCUUACAACGCGCGAAAAGACUAUGAGACUCGUGGUUCCCAACUGGCUUACAAAUUGAUGGGAAUUACGGUAAUUCCGAGAUUCUUGUCGAAGAUGUAAACUUGAUUUCAGCUCUUCAUUACGAUUCCCGCACUGGUGUUGAAAUGGACGAUAAUUUGGCAGAUCUUUGAAGGCGCGCCGAUAGAUCUGCGGCUUCGAAAGACUUUUGUUUUGGACACGUAUUUCAACGGGUUACUUCCAAAUUAUGUUGCAGUACUUGCGUUUGUUGUGGGGGCCGUUGCAGUAAGUUUCGAUUAGGAACAUCAUUUGUUGGCGUUGUCACGCGCUGGGUUGGAACACGUGGAUUGAGGGUCUUUAUUCUAGCCUCUGUCUAAGGUCCCCAUCCCUAAUACAUAUAUAGGAUGCCGCGGGAUACGAUGAGCUGACUAUACCGUACGGUAGAACACAGUAGACACAAUAGAAAUACAGUUUAUUGACCAAUCGAACAACCGCCACAGCGGAAAAAGGCACAGAAAGAAUAAUUCACACUCUCUUUCACACUCCCAUUGACUGGAAGAUUUCCAUUCCUUUUAUACCAACUUGUCGGUCAUUCUGUGGGAAAAUGCAAAUUCGCGUGCGAAGUCGUGGCAUCGGUUCCACAACGCUUACGAAGCUUACGAAGCAUUGUGGAACUCACUCAUUUGCUCGGGGACAGCAUGUUAUGACCGUUUAUAGCAAAUUCAAAUGUUUUCACAAUACUUCUAUGGUGUUUGCUCAAAAUAGUCAACAUACGGCCCAAAAGGCCCGAUUGUUCUCUAUCUCCACCGUCGGGCAGGAUGUUUAAAUGCCGGGCCUGCCUUUGCAACCAAAAUAUCAGACUGUCGGUAAAAUAAUGUGGGUUUGUCAGGCCUUGAAGCCGCCCAUCGUGGCAUUGCCACGUCCAGCCGCAACUGGAGAUGGGGUGACUGCGACAAGGCGAGACACUUUUCUUUGACAAAUCCACAUUAUUUUCGCGACAGACUGAUAAAACUUCCUGAGGUGUUACAAUGAUGAUUCACAGUAUCUUGUUUUCAGUGCUUUCUCUGGCUCAACAACAAAGUCUGCAAUCACCACGCGUACGAGAGCUCAUUAUCCGAGCGCUACGAAAUUCGCCAAACAAAGGCUGUUCUUCACUACGUCAGGAGCCUGAUAAUUUCCUUUUUAAUUCUCACGUUUAUUUGUGGAUUGGGCGUGGUAAGCAUGUUAUACGGAAAGCACGUUUCCCAUAUGGACGAUGACUGUGUAGAGUUCAAGAUUAUCUACACUGUAAGUCGCGUAAUUUUAUGUAGAUUCGCUCUGACAGUUUGAUGUUUUAUGCUCUUUUAGUUUCUCUAUAUUUGCCUGUCGAUUUACAACUUUACCUCAAUGUUGUUUAUGAUUAGUGCCUUUCCUCGGCUGCAAAACGUCAUCUUCAAGGACUUCCCUUUCCUUUAUGGACGGCCCUCUGUCAUCAACUCUCCCAUGAAGCGCGACCACGUUGCAACGUCCCAAACGUACUUUCAACAGCUGAAAGAUGCAUGGGAUAUUAAGUAA
Molecule: messenger RNA, 2905 nt
Organism: Bursaphelenchus xylophilus (pine wood nematode)
Lineage: Eukaryota; Metazoa; Nematoda; Chromadorea; Rhabditida; Aphelenchoididae
Source: the annotation of a GenBank genome assembly